Oppiella nova is the source of this 444-nucleotide messenger RNA. NCBI's taxonomy places the organism in Eukaryota, Metazoa, Arthropoda, Arachnida, Sarcoptiformes, Oppiidae. The record is from the annotation of a GenBank genome assembly.
GCUUGUGACUCACAAGUUGUGAGACAUAUCGUGUGCUUCAAAUAAAUCCCAAAACACGUGACACACAGACGUGAGGGACAGACAGUCGGUGUCAUGAGUUGCUGUCCGUGCGGUCGACCACUUGAUCCCAAGGAUCACAUCAAUGGUAAUAGACAUGAAAUGACCGAAGAAUGUCUCAACCGAAUGAAUAUGAAUCCAGUCGUUGUGUUGCGACGACUGGAUACGAAGUACUACUUCCGGAGGCGACGUCCCAUCGACUACUUCUCGAGCCGAGUGGACCACUCGAGCCAAUGGGUGCGACGGCCGACGCCCCACAAUAAUCAGAUCCACGUCGACCUCCGCGGUCGGUGUCCGGCCGUCAUUAAGCUGACCGUCAAGUCUCGCCCAUCGGUUCACCGCAACCAUCGAGUGGUCGUCAAUGUGUUCCACAAGACUGUGGAUGAG